Molecule: messenger RNA, 186 nt
Organism: Paraglomus brasilianum
Lineage: Eukaryota; Fungi; Glomeromycota; Glomeromycetes; Paraglomerales; Paraglomeraceae
Source: the annotation of a GenBank genome assembly
AUGUACCGCUUGGCACAUGACAACAACCCGGACCAUCACCUUCCUCAUCCUGCUUUGCCGACUCCAUAUACUUGGUAUCCUCAGUAUUGUCAUAAGACAACUUCGUCCAUCCCAGUAGUAAAGCCGUCAACCAUUUCCCCAAUGCUAGCAGCAGCAGAUACCCUGCCUAACGUUGAACAACUUUGA